This is a messenger RNA of Melanotaenia boesemani (Boeseman's rainbowfish), 6594 nucleotides long. RefSeq names its product LON peptidase N-terminal domain and ring finger 2 (gene lonrf2). Bases 1446 to 3779 code for a protein of 777 amino acids. Lineage: Eukaryota; Metazoa; Chordata; Actinopteri; Atheriniformes; Melanotaeniidae. The record is from RefSeq and is a predicted model, not a curated record. Gene Ontology annotation, molecular function: protein binding. The transcript is spliced from 12 exons.
GAAUUGAACUGGCACCACAAAAAAGUUUACUGUCCUAUAAUAAGAGGUCUUGGAACAUAGUGCUUUUUUUCUGUUCGCCUGGGUUGAAACAAGUCUGAAACAUAAAAUGCUGCCAUCACUUUAACUCCAAAACCGGACCUGACACAUUGCUUAUAUAAAGCAUUAUAUAAAACAAUGAUUCAAUCCCUCCGCCGCGCAACUCCGAUUUUACCCGAGACAAUAUGUCAUUUCAUCCCAGACCGAACGCAAUGGUUUGAGUCGUUUCUUGUUUUAUCUAAAAUAUUUGUUUUAUCACGUGAGAAACAGCACUCUAACUUAUAAACGUAAAGUUAUUUUGUUAAAGCUCUCUGCCACACUGUUGUCUGUGGAGGGUUAUACAAUGUCAUUAUGUUAUAUAAGUGAGCCACAUAAAGAGCCAAUAGGAACGCGGAUUGUGCGUCACGUGUGUCUUUGCGCUUACUUCGGCGAAUUGCGUAUGAAAUCCAAAUAAGCUUUUGCAGCUGAAGCUAACUGGCUAGUAACUCGGAUGUUGUUCCUCGGUGAACGCUUUAUUUUUAUAUGUUUUUGUUCGUUUUAAAAAACGAAACCAUGACACUCGGAUUAAUCAGAAUUCAAUGUUUUUGGGAUACCGGGUCUGAUAGAGUUUGUUUGUGGAGUACGACAAGCGGUAAAAGAGCAGUUGGUGUUUGCUAACUCACGUUAGCUCUCUCAGCUUCAGUGCUCCCGGGAUCUCUUACAUAAAAACAACAGGCGAUCAGCUGUAACUCAGUUGAGCUUGUCGGUUUGUAGCAAACGUUUAGUCAAUAAAUACGUUACUUUUGUUAUGUAAUUUAUAUAUUAAACAUCAAAGUUUAUUUGGUUUAAGUUUAUAUACUAUCCGAGCCACGAGUUUGUACAAAAACAAAUGUAAAAUAAGCUUAACUUGCUAAGGCUAAUGCUGGAAGGUUUAACCAGGAAACAAAAUACUACAUGAUUGAUUGAAGGUUCUUUUUUUAUUGUUUGUUGUCAGGAGACGUUAUCAGAGUCGCUGCUAGGGAGCAAGAGGGGGCUUGAUAAGCUGAAGGUUUAAUAAUUGAAUAUCGCUGAACCCUAAGAGAAGAUAGAGUGUGUGUUUGAAGGGAAACCGCAUCCCACGCCGGGUUUAUUACCAGAUGAAACAUAGUUGGCGUUUCAUGUGACUUGUCAAGGAACAGGGAUGUUAUAUAGGCGCCCUAAUUUACUGAAUUGAUGUCGUAUAGUUUGGAAAUAGCCCUAACCUACUUCCGAUGGCUAUCACUGCGAGUCGGAUACAGUCGGAGGUCUGGUUUGACAUUAAAACUUUCAAGUGCCAGUGAGGGAUACUUCGGGACUAUGAUGUUUGAUCGCGGAGAACUUUGUCUGCUUUAGUCAGACUAUCGGGACAUCUUUUUUUCUUCUAUCUCGCCGUAUCUCGUCUGGAUCAGAAGAUGGAGACUGGAGUUAGGUCUCACCAAGGCGAGCUUUUCCUCCACCCGCUCUCCAACCCUGGGGCUGCGGGAAUCUGCCCCGAAAUGUUGGAGGUGGCAGAGGAGGCCAACCGGGCAGGUGACUUUAACCUGGCCGUGGAAAUCUACAGCUCCCAGCUCGCAGAUCUCCAGCAACCGGACAGGGGUUUGUGUCUAAGGAAAGCCGACUCUCUCGCCCGCGCUGGGCGAAUAUCUGAGGCGCUAGACUCGUACUGCACGGCAGCCAGUCUUGGUAAACUGCGCCCGGAGGAGCUUACCCUCCUGGUGGAAACUAUCGCCCGGACUCUGCGUGAGAAAGAGCUGGGCAUCCCCAUCACUACAAACGGACACAGUAAAAGCAAUAGUGGAGGAGACGGGGUUCAGAGUGAUGGAGAGUGUGAAGAGGACGAAGCCCUGGACUUGUUUUCUUGUCGCCUCUGCAAAUGUUUGCUUCAUGAGCCUACAACUGUGGAGUGUGGACACACUUUCUGCAAACGCUGCUUGGAGAACGACUCUCUUAAAGAUUGUAUACACUGCAAGCAACAGCUGAGCAAAAAUGACCGACUACCAAAUGGCAGAAGAAUGAACGUGGUCAUCAGCGGCCUGUUGGAUAAACUGUUUGCAACUGAGAGUAAAGCUCGCAAAUUUUGGAUCGAGGGAGAGACUUUAUGGCAAAAACAGAGCCUCUCUGAUGCAUUGGAGAAGUACAACGCAGCAGUGGAUCUAGUGCCCUCUUCUGGCAGGCUGCUGUGUCAACGGACUGAGCUGCACAUGGAGAUGAGGAACUUCAGCCAGGCAGUGCAGGAUGCCAGCAGCCUCUGUAGAUUAAAACCUCUCUGGACAAAGGCUCACUGUCUGAAAGCCACAGCGCUGAGUAAAGCUGGCCGGAAUGACGAGGCCUUGCAGGAGUACUUCCUGUGUGUGGCGCUUAAGCCCGACUGGACCAAAGUGAAACUGGAGGCUCAGAAGGUUCUCAGCGAGCUGUUCUCCUCCGUGUUCGAGAAUGAGGACCUGCCAACUCCGCUGCACCCUCUGCAGGGAGGGCUGGCUACACGUCUUAUCAAACCCCCCGCCUUGCUCAGGUCACUGAGACCACUGACACAGAAACCAGGCUGCUCAUCACAGGACUCAGAGUUCAGCAUGUCCAAAAGUGCCCCAGUGGACAACUCGUCUUCCAGACUCUCCCCUCUGUCUCCUGGCCCAUCAGACCCUGCUGCAGGGGAAGGCAGCUCCAAGAGUCUGGCUGAUGUUUUAGCUGCUCUUCCAGCACCCCCUGGUGGCCUUAAGAGAAAAUACAGCAGUGAUGGGCCUUCUGGCACCUUCAAUCCACCCUCCAAACUUCUCAGAUCUGAUGAGAACGCCAUUCAGACGGCUGCAGUUUGUGUUGGGAGGAUGGUUCCUGCUGAGCUUUUGGACAGUGGAGACAUGGAGUGCUCACUCUGCAUGAGAUUAUUCUAUGAGCCUGUGGCUACUCCCUGCGGACACACCUUCUGCCUCAAAUGUCUGGAGCGCUGCCUGGACCACAACCCCAACUGCCCUCUGUGCAAGGAGAAUCUAUCAGAGUAUCUUGCUACCAGGGGUUACAAUAAGACCUUUCUGAUGGAGGAAGUUCUGCAACGUUACCUAGGAGAUGAGCUGGCAGAAAGGAGGAAAAUCCAUGAGGAGGAGAUGAAGGAGCUGUCCAAUUUGAACCAGGAAGUGCCCAUCUUUGUGUGCACCAUGGCCUUCCCCACCAUCCCCUGCCCACUGCACGUAUUUGAGCCACGUUAUCGCCUCAUGAUUCGCCGCUCCAUGGAAACAGGCACCAAGCAGUUUGGCAUGUGCAUUGCUGAUGAGCUUAAAGGCUUUGCUGACUAUGGCUGCAUGCUUCAGGUACGAGAUGUGAAGUUCUUUCCUGAUGGUCGUUCGGUGGUCGACACAAUCGGUGUGUCCAGGUUCAAGGUCCUAAGCCAUGGCCAGAGAGACGGCUACCACACUGCUAAGAUUGAAUACCUGGAAGACAAGAAGGUUGAUGGGGAGGAGCUGACUGAACUCCUGAAGCUGCAUGACGCUGUGUAUGAGCAGGCCAACGGCUGGUUCAGCUCACUAAAAGACAACAUGAAGAGUCAGAUACUCAGCCACUUUGGACAUCUUCCCAGCAAGGACCUGGACCCUCAGGGCAGUCCUAGUGGUCCAGCCUGGUGUUGGUGGCUGCUUGCCGUCCUUCCACUGGAGAACCGAGCCCAGCUCACAAUCCUGGCCAUGGCCUCACUUAAGGACCGCCUCAUCGCCAUCAGAAGGGUCCUCAUCUUCGUCACGCGCAAGAGACCACGGUGAUACACCAGCUGCUCAAGAGGGCUGCGGGAGAGUCUAUGCAGUUCAGAAAAUUAUUCCGUUUGUUCACUGUCACCGCUUUGACUGAUUCAUUUGCUAAGUUAUACAUUUUUACUCUUUGUUUCAGUCCUUUAUUCGAACAUCAGUUCACUUUAAGAUCUUCAUGAACUCCUUUGUGUGACGUAUGUAGCCUUUCAUUGCACAUCUGUCUGUUGAUGGCGUCAGGUUGUUUAGGGUGCUGAUAUGAAGGCACCCUCCAAACCCCUAUCAUCUCUGACUGAGCGACCUGUUGCAUCUCAUUUUCCAUGGACAAGCUGGUGAAAACAAGUGGAUCUUUUGGGUUGAUUUGCCUGACUUUCUAUGAUGAAGGAACAAAAACAUGUUGUCACAAAAGCAUUGAGAGCAAGAAUAGAUCAGGUGCAGGAGGAAUUCCUCAUUCCUGCAAACAGUAAGCAGUAUUUAACAGAAGGGGAGCAGAGCUGAAAGACCUAGAUUCACAGCUGUGACAAUGACGGUGUAAAUGAACCUGCCGAAGGAACAACAAACCCUGCAUGAUGGCAACACACAAGCGAAUGUACUGGUCCUGCUAUAGUAUGUGGAUGGUUUUAUUAUUUUUAUUAGGUUUUUUAAAAUAUAUUUAAUUUUUUUUUUUUUUUUAAAUUCCAUUUUUUCUUUUUUUUUGUCCCGCCUUACAUUUUUCAGAAUCAGUCGGUGAGGUGCACGAGAUCAAACUCAUCUAUAUGCAGCACCCUCUGCUGCCUCAUUUUAAAUCUUCCUGACUGAGCCAAAAACUUGCCUGGCAGUUGGUUUGUACCUCAGAUUGUCUGAAAGAAAAGUUAACGGGUGCUAAGAUUGUGAUUAUUCCCAUUGUAACACUACACACUGCAAACUAGUGUGUGAGAAGAAGCGCAACUCUACAGCAGCAUGCUCUGCUUGUUUUGAGGAGAUUCAAAACAAGAUAUUGAGAGAAAAAAAUAAGCUGAGUUAUCGCACAAAUUCUGAUUGCAUUAAAGAAAAUGCUGUUAGAAACUUCUCUUAGGUAUUUCUGAUCUGGAACUUAAUUGUCCUGUUGUAGCAUAUCUGGGACAAAAUUCAGAUGUAGUUUUAGGGAUUUCUUUCUGUCUGCUAUGCCCUUUAGGUAUAUGUGUAAGGUGAAAUCUUAAUCUGGGUGAUUUAUAUGUAUAUCUAUGUAACUGAGGCCUUUUUAAUGUUCAAAACAUUUCUCUCUCUCCUUCCACUGUUUGUUCAUUAACAUGCACACUAUAAUGCAAUUCAUGUGCAGUGGAGUUUUCUUGUAAACAAUUAAACAUGUUUAUAUUGAUAUUUUUCUUAACAUUUUGUAUCCUUGAAGCUUCUUUUUUUUCUUGACUAUCUUUUCACUUGCAUUGCUUUCCAGUACUUGAAAUCAUCAACUUUUAUAGACAGCUGAAGUAAAGCGGAAGUGUUUAGGGAAUCUGGUUUGGUGGUCUCAGGAUUGGGUCUCUGCUUUUUGCAGAUCAUGUGGUUCUGUUGGCUUCAUCGGGCCUCAAUCUCGCUAGAGCAACUCACAGCCAAGUGUGAAGCUGUAGGGUAGGGACGAAGAUCAGUGCCUUCAUCAUCUUUAAGGGGAAAAAGGUGGAGUGCGCUCUCCGGGUCAAGAAUGGGGUCCUACCCCAAAUGGAGGAGUUCAAAUAUUUUGGGGUCUUGUUCAUCAGAUAUAUUAGAAUACAAGUGGCCGAAAGUAGUUUCCUCCACAGGGUGGCCGUGCUCUCCCUUAGAGAUACGGUGAAAAGUUCGGUCAUUUAGGAGGUGCUCGGAGUAGAGCUGCUGCUCCUCUGCAUUAAGAGAAAUCAUAUGAGGUGGCUCUGGCAUCUGGUUAGGAUGCCUCAUGGACGUCUGGUCUGGUGUGGUGUUUUGGGCACGUCCCUUGAGGAGACCAAGGACACUCUGGAGGGAUUUAAUCUCUGUCUCGGCUGAAAUGCCUCCGGAUCCCCCUGGAUGAGUUGAAAUGUGGCUGGGGAGAGAGAAGUCUGGGCUUCCCUGCUUAGGCAGCUGACCUGACCUUCGAUAAGCGGUAAGAGGAUGGAUGGAUAUCAUCAACUGCUGAUAGGAAAAGCUGUCCUCCUUGUUUAACCAAAUUAAACAUGUAAACUUUACAAUCAAAACAGCAGUAGAUGCCAGGAACUACAAUAAAUAUUCUUUUACAUAUUGGAAAAUGAGGAAAAAACAUUCAAACUUCCAUGAAUCUCAAAGUUAAUGCAACAAACAAUUUCUCAAUACUUUAAUAUAGUAGCUUCUGGUAUUGGACUAAAAUCACAGGGACUUCGUAUAUUUUAUUAUAUUUGCAUGAAGGUUACCAUGUGAAAGCCAUCCACAAAUGGGUGCUGGCAAAUGAAAGCAAUGCAAGUUUGAAAAAUUCAAAAGGAGUCGAUUUGUUUUGGUGAAAAAAAAAACAAUGUAAACUUACCUUGUUUAUAAGAAAAUACCAAUCUACCUUAGUAUGGAAGGAGUUAAGGCAAAAGAUGAUUGCGCAAUUUUAACAUUUCCACAAAAUGAUAAAACUGUUCUUAAAAGCUCCAGUCACUCUAAAGUGAAGCGUUCUGCAUCAUGUUUGUUUAAGGUUGCUUUGGUUGUUCACAGGAGGUUAUAAUUGCAUUAUCAGUGUGCAUAUGUAUGCGUUGUUUUUCUGUAUAUUUCUGUCUAUUCAGCUGUUUGAGACUCCACUGCAGUCACAUGCUCUCUGUAUAGGAGUGAUGCUCACAAUGUGCUGCAUUUCCCUGGCAUAUUUGUAAAGGGAGCUCUUGUACCUAUUUUUUAUUGCAAAUAAAAAAAUACAUCC